Messenger RNA from Vidua chalybeata, 3215 nucleotides. RefSeq names its product natterin-3-like. Bases 1905 to 3065 code for a protein of 386 amino acids. The transcript is spliced from 3 exons. The record is from RefSeq and is a predicted model, not a curated record. NCBI's taxonomy places the organism in Eukaryota, Metazoa, Chordata, Aves, Passeriformes, Viduidae.
GAGGGGGAAACCCCAAAAUUUGAAGGGACGGGGGAACAAAAAAUUGGGAUUUUGGGUAAAAGGACCCCAAAAAUGUGAAUUUUGGGCAAAAGGGCCCCCAAAAUUGGGAUUGGAGGGGGAACCCCAAAAUUGGAAGGGACGAAGGAAUAAAAAAUGUGAAUUUUGGGCAAAAGGGACCCCAAAAUUGGGAUUUUGGGAGGGGAAACCCCAAAAUUGGAAGGAGGGGACCCAAAAAUGUGAAUUUGGGGAUGGGGAACCCCAAAAUUUGAAGGGAGGGAGGCACAAAAAAUUGGGAUUUUGGGGAAAAGAGACCCCAAAAAUGUGAAUUUUGGGCAAAAGGGGACCCCAAAUUUGGAGCUUGGGAAUCCCAAAAUGAAUUUGGGGAUGGGAAACCCCAAAAUUUGAAAGGAGGGAGGCACAAAAAAAAAGGGAUUUUGGGAAAAAGGGACCCCAAAAUUUGGAUUUGGGAGGGGAAAUCCCGAAAUUUGAAGGGAGGGAGGAACAAAAAAUGGGAUUUUGGGGAAAAGGGACCCCAAAAAUGUGAAUUUUGGGCAAAAGGGACCCCAAAAAUGUGAAUUUUGGGCAAAAGGGGCCCUAAAAUUGGGAUUUUGGGGAAAAAGGGGACCCCAAAUUUGGAGGUUGGGAAUCCCAAGAUGUGAUUUUGGGGAGGGGGAAACCCCAAAAUUUGAAGGGAGGGGGGAACAAAAAAUGUGAAUUUUGGGCAAAAGGGACUCCAAAAAUUGGGAUUUUGGGUAGGAAAACCCCAAAAUUUGAAGGGAGGGAGGAACAAAAAAUGGGAUUUUGGGCAAAAGGGACCCCAAAAAUGUGAAUUUUGGGAGGGGAAACCCCAAAAUUGGAAGGAGGGGACCCAAAAAUGUGAAUUUGGGGAUGGGGAACCCCAAAAUUUGAAGGGAGGGAGGAACAAAAAAUGGGAUUUUGGGGAAAAAAGGACCCCAAAAAUGUGAAUUUUGGGGAAAAGGGACCCUAAAAUUGGGAUUUUUUGGGAAGGGGAGCCCCAAAAUUUGAAGGGAGGGGAGCCCCAAAAAUGUGAAUUUUGGGAGAAGGGACCCCAAAAAUUAAAGGGGGGAACCCAAAAAUGUGAAUUUUGAGAAAGGGGACCCCAAAUGUGGAGCUUGGGAAUCCCAAAAAUGUGAAUUUGGGGAGGGGAAAACCCCAAAAUUUGGAUCUGGGAACGCCCCAAAAUUCAGAUUUUAGGGUAAAAUCCCCAAAAUUGGAGCUGGGAAUUGGGGAGGGGCCAAAAUUUGGAGUUUUGGGUUUGGGGAACCCCAAAAUUCGGAGCCAGGGAGCCCCAAAAAUGUGAAUUUGGGAGGGAAAAUCCCAAAAUUUGAAGGGAGGGAGGCAAAAAAAUUGGGAUUUUGGGGAAAAGAGACCCCAAAAAUGUGAAUUUUGGGGAAAAGGGGACCCCAAAUUUGGAGGUUGGGAAUCCCAAAAUGAAUUUGGGGAGGGGGAAACCCCAAAAUUUGAAAGGAGGGAGUCACCAAAAAAAAGGGAUUUUGGGAAAAAGGGACCCCAAAAUUUGGAUUUGGGAGGGGAAAUCCCGAAAUUUGAAGGGAGGGAGGAACAAAAAAUGGGAUUUUGGGGAAAAGGGACCCCAAAAAUGUGAAUUUUGGGCAAAAGGGACCCCAAAAAUGUGAAUUUUGGGCAAAAGGGCCCCUAAAAUUGGGAUUUUGGGUAGGAAAACCCCAAAAUAUGAAGGGAGGGAGGAACAAAAAAUGGGGAUUUUGGGCAAAAGGGACCCCAAAAAUGUGAAUUUUGGGCAAAAGGGACCCCAAAAAUGUGAAUUUUGGGCAAAAGGGACCCCAAAAAUGUGAAUUUUGGGAAAAGGGGGCCCUAAAAUUGGGAUUUUGGAGGAGAAUUCCGGAAUUUGCGCAGCCUCCGGAGCGAUGGCGCCGCUCCAGGCGCUGCUGCUGCUGCUGCUGCUCGGCGCGGGGGUCCCGGGGGUCCCAGGGGUCCCGGGGGUUUCGGGAAUUUCGGAAACUUCCGGAAUUCCAGCGGUGCCGGCCCCGGGAAUGAACCGCGAGGAGCUCCCCGCUCCCUCCCGGCCCCUUCCCCGCCGCCGUCGCUCCGUGGCCGCCCCGUCCUGGCUGCGCUGGGUCCCGUUCCGCGGCCGCAUCCCGGCCGACGCCGUGUCCAGCCGCAACGGCCGCUCGGGCCGCCUGGAGUUCGUCUGCUCCACGGCCGCCCGCGGCUGCAACCUGGGCGCCUUCGACCCCGCGCGCGGCGCCUUCUGCUCCUUCGCGUGGGCUGAGCGGGAGCUGCGCAGCGCCGACUUCCAGCUGCUGCUCAACCCCGGCGGCUUCGAGGCGCUCGACUGGGUGGAUGCGUCCUUCGGCAGCGCCCCCGAGGGCGCCGUGGAGGGAUGUCCCCUCAGCGACCUCUUCGUGGGCCGCAGCCCGGACGGGCUGGGCAAGGCGUCCAGGGAGCAGGAGGCGCUCUUCGUGGCCGUGGACGGCGAGGAGGUUUGGUACAAGUGGUACCAGGUGCUGGUGGUGCGCCAGGGCGCCGCCGGCGUCGCCAUCGCCGACGUGUCCUACAACGGCAGCGCGGCGCUGGAGAGCGCCCGGGACGCGGAGCUGGCCGAGGUGCUGGCGAGGAACGACGGCUGCGAGGCGGCCGAGAGAUCCGUCACCUUGGAGGAGGCCACCGAGGUGGAGCACGGCUGGAGCGCCGAGCUGCCGGCGCUGGCGGCCGCCCGCGGCGUGCUCCGGGCGGCCCCGCUGCUCCCGUCCGAGCGGGGCGGGUGGCACCGGGGCAAUGUCACCGCCGUGCCGUGGGCGGGCGGCGCCAGCGUCGCCGAGUUCGCGCGGCGGAGCCACGAGGCGCGGCGGGAGAUCCCGGCGCGCUCCGAGUGCGCCGUGGUUCUCCGCGGGCUCCGCCGGGAGAUCCGCGUCCCCUUCUCGGCCCGGCUGACCAGGGAGUUCCGCUCCGGCCCCCCGCACCGCGCGGUCAUCGCCGGCUGGGCGCGGAGCCGCGCGGUCACCGACGUCCGCGCCGGCCUCGAGCGCUGCCGCCCGCUCGCCGAGCUCCCGCCGUGCCCCAGCUGAGGAUGAAUCCAUGGAAUUCCGCGUUUCCCCCCCCCCACCACCAAAACAAAAAAGUCCCCGAAAUCCAUGGGAACGCUGGGCCGCGGCGCGGCUCUUCCGUGCUUUCGGCUUUUGCGGCAUAAACUUCACCCCGAAACGCGGGGAAAUGGC